Messenger RNA from Phytomonas sp. EM1, 2667 nucleotides. The record is from the annotation of a GenBank genome assembly. NCBI's taxonomy places the organism in Eukaryota, Euglenozoa, Kinetoplastea, Trypanosomatida, Trypanosomatidae.
AUGCAUGCCGCUGGCAUUACGGAUGAUCCUACACUCCCGGUACCCCCUGUAGAGGCGGCGGCUGCUAUGGAGAUCGACGCCGACGGCAUUCGCGUACGCGAUGUGGUGUAUCUUUUCCUUAGCCGUCUGGUGGACCCCACGCUGCGGCAUGCCUCGGAGGCGGCCACGAACGCGGCCUCCCCUUUUUCCCCUCUUCCCGGUUUCGACGGUUUACCCACCGCGGCGACUGGCGCGGACGACGCCCUCCAUGAGCUCAGCUACCUCGUUCGACAGAUGGUGCGCAUCAGCACCUCCUUGGAUUGGUCGACCUGCGUUGUGAACUGGGAUCACAUCCUGCGCUUCGACGAGGACGCGGCGGCGGUGAUCGAGUCGGACUACCAGCGCUUCACCCCGUUCGUGAACGAGGCCCUUCACCGCGUGUUAUCGCAGUACUUCGCCGAGGACUACGCGAAUCGGGGGAAAUGUCAGCCCCAGCUCGUCUUCUCAGGGGUCCCUCGCUGCCUGACGCUUCGCGCGCUACGGGCGUCGAUGGUGGGGAGGCUGUGCGGCGUCCGCGGGGUCGUCACGCGGACCUCGCAGGUCCGCCCGGAGCUCCUCGUCGGCGUCUUUCGCUGCCUCGACUGCGGGACGGAGAGCCAUCCGAUUGAGCAGCAGUUCUGUUAUACGGAGCCGCCCGGGUGUCGGAACUCGGCGUGUGAAAAUCGCUCCCGUUUUAGCCUCAUCCUGCACCACCCGAAAACCCUUUUUGGGGACUGGCAGAAGCUGCGGAUGCAGGAGGAUGCCAAUAACAUCCCGCCGGGCUGCAUGCCGCGCACGAUGGAGGUGGUCGUCCGCGGCGACGCCGUCGAGGUGGCGAAGCCGGGCGAUCGGAUUAUCGCGGUGGGCUGCCCCGUCGUCGUUCCCGAGGUGGCGAAACUUUUUAACCUCUCCAACCGGCGAGAGGUGCAGCAGCAGAUGACAGGGGCGCAGCGCGCGCAGCAGGAUGCGCAGGCGGAGUUGGAGGGCGCGACCGGGCUGCGCGCGCUCGGUGUGCGGGAGCUGAACUACCGGAUGUGCUUUCUCGCCUCGACGAUCACCGACGGCGCGGGGGAUGAUCGGAAGAUGAAAGAGGCCAUCAAAGGCUCCGUCAACCAGGACGGCGCGGACGCACGGGAGGAGGUGCGCCUCACCUACGCGGAGGCCCAAAAAGUCCAGCAGAUGCGUCGCCACGAGGGCCUUCUCAAAGCUCUGACGAGCUGCGUCGCGCCGAAUGUGUUCAAACACGACGUCGUCAAGCUCGGGCUCCUCCUGCAGAUGGUGGGCGGGGUGUCGAAGACGACCGUGGAGCGGAUUGCGCUGCGUGGGGAUAUCAACGUCUGCAUCGUGGGCGACCCGUCCACGGCGAAAUCGCAGUUUUUGUUGUGGGUUUCGCGAAACAUGCCGCGUGGGGUGUACACGGGCGGGAAGGCCUCGACGGCGAGUGGUCUCACCGCCACCGUCACGCGCGAUGCCGAUACCGGCGAGCGGACGAUCGAGGCAGGUGCCCUCAUGCUGAGCGACCGUGGGAUUUGCUGCAUUGACGAGUUCGACAAGAUGGAUAUCCGAGACCAGGUCGCGAUCCACGAGGCGAUGGAGCAGCAGACCAUCUCCAUCGCCAAGGCGGGCAUCAAGGCGACCUUGAACGCGAAGACCUCCCUCUUGGCGGCGAUGAACCCGAUUGGCGGGAAGUACGAUCGCCGGAAGCCGCUCCAGAAGAACAUCACCAUCACGGCGCCGAUCAUGUCGCGUUUUGAUCUGAUGUUCGUGAUCGUCGACGACGCCGGCGAGGAGGCGGACUACGCGAUUGCGGAUCAGCUGCUGCGGCUUCACCGCUUCGGCGGCGCCGCGGUCUGCCCGCCGUUCAGCACGGAGGAUUUUCAACUUUACCUCCGCUACGCCCGGUCCCUGACGCCGCGGCUGACGCCCGCCACGUCGCAGCUCAUCGUCGCCGCCUACCGCGAUAUGCGGCUGCAGGACUCGCUGUCGAAUCGGAGCAAGGUCUACCGCGUCACGACGCGGCUGCUGGAGAGCAUGAUUCGACUCUCCGAGGCCACCGCGAAGAUUUACCUCGCCGAGGAGGUCACCCCGAGCCACGUCGAGGUCGCGCUGGAGCUGAUGCGGCAGUCGUUGUCGACGCUGGAUAUGACGGACGUGGAGCUCACGGGUGGGGGACCGGCCGAUCCCGCCGACGCGGCGGAAACCGCGGCGACGAACGUGAAAAAAGAACCCGGCGCGGCGGUGAUGGACGGGAUGGCGAGCAACUCCUUUACCGUCACCCAGGCCGAGGGGGAAACGCAACCCCCGCCCGAGAAUUCUGCCCCGGGGCCGAUCGUGCCGUCCGCACCACCGCCGCCGCGCAAGGUUGUGAUCACCGCGGAUCAUUACUUUAGCAUCGUCAACCGUCUUCUGACGCGGAUUCAGACGCUUGGGGAGGCCAAUGCCCCACUUCGCUCCGAGUUGGUGACGUGGUAUUUGGAGCAGGUGCAUUCCUUGAAUCGCUCGCAGCUGGAGAUGGAGUUGCGGUACGUGAAUCUAGUAUUGUCAAGGCUCGUCAAGGAGGGAAAGCUGCUCGAGGUGGAAAUGAAGGAAGGCGAGCCGGCACGAAUUUUCUUGGAUCCUAACUUCAACCCAGACUUUGCGCAACGGUAG